UACAUUACACGGUGACGGCCGAAAACGCAUGUCACAUGACCGUUCAUGCACACUGGGCAUGCGCGUAUAAGUGUAAACAGUUGCCUCUUGCGCAUGUAUGCAGAGUUUAACUGCACAAUGGCUGCUAAAAAUGACAACAAAGCCAUCAAAGUACAGUGCAGUCUACGUGUUAUUGUUUUCACGGCCGUCAAGGAUACGCAAAGCGAACGUGGGCAGCCACGGCAUCGGUUUCAAAAGUCUCCGUUUUGGUCCGUUUAUACUGAAACGCAACCCCGGCGUUUUCAAACUAAAACGGGCUCUGCAGCAUUUUCGAAAGUCUCCGUUUUCGAGACAAACCAGUAAAAACCAAGGAACUAAAACCGGGAGAUCUGAGCCAAGAAAGACAACAGAGGGGAAACCAUGAUCACAGUCACUGAGUUUCAGAAAAUCGGCGUGGGUCUGUCAGGAUUUGGCGUGUUCUUUGUGCUGUUUGGAAUACUGCUGUACUUUGACUCGGUCCUGUUGGCGUUUGGUAAUAUUCUGUUUCUGUCUGGUCUGGCCUUCAUCAUUGGUUUAAGGAGGACAGCCCACUUCUUUUUCCAGAGACAGAAACUCAGAAGCUCCGCCUUUUUUCUAGGAGGCGUGGCUUUAGUUCUACUAAGAUGGCCUCGCAUUGGCAUGUUAGUGGAGACCUAUGGCUUUGUGCUCCUAUUUAAGUCAUUCUUCCCAAUGGCCUUUGGAUUUCUCGCAAGAGUCUUGAACAUUCCCUUUUUAACUACGAUUUUAAACAGGUUAUCUGGAAGUAGUUCUUCAAUGGUGUAAAAGUUGUGUGGUUUAUUUUAUUUUAAUAUUUUAGUCAUUGUUUAAUCUUUAUAAUAACAUGCCUUACUAUAUAAUAACUUAAGAAUGCUAUUUUUGUGUUCAUUUAUUUUAAAUACAUAUCUUUUUCUAUUAAAAAUAAAUAUAUACUAUACAAUACCAGGAUUUGAUGUGCGCAAGACGUAUGUCUGUAUAUUUGCCUCUUGAGAUGAACACAAGCAAAAAUAAAAUGUCCGGUGAUAUUUCAAA
Ctenopharyngodon idella (grass carp) is the source of this 1047-nucleotide messenger RNA. RefSeq names its product golgi transport 1A (gene golt1a). The record is from RefSeq and is a predicted model, not a curated record. Gene Ontology annotation, cellular component: endoplasmic reticulum; membrane. Gene Ontology annotation, biological process: retrograde transport, endosome to Golgi; endoplasmic reticulum to Golgi vesicle-mediated transport. The transcript is spliced from 6 exons. NCBI's taxonomy places the organism in Eukaryota, Metazoa, Chordata, Actinopteri, Cypriniformes, Xenocyprididae. Bases 400 to 801 code for a protein of 133 amino acids.